Acanthosepion pharaonis is the source of this 768-nucleotide messenger RNA. Lineage: Eukaryota; Metazoa; Mollusca; Cephalopoda; Sepiida; Sepiidae. The record is from the annotation of a GenBank genome assembly.
AUGUCUGUAUCUAUCUAUCUAUCUAUCUAUCUAUCUAUCUAUCUAUCUAUCUAUCUAUCUAUCUAUCUAUCUAUCUGUAUGUUCAUUAUCUAUCUAUCUAUCUAUCUAUCUAUUUGUAUGUUCAUUAUCUAUCUAUCUAUCUAUCUAUCUAUGUCAAUUAUCUAUUUUCAUUAUCCUAUCUAUCUAUCUAUCUAUCUAUCUAUCUAUCUAUCUAUCUAUCUAUCUAUCUAUGUCAAUUAUCUAUUUUCAUUAUCCUAUCUAUCUAUCUAUCUAUCUAUCUAUCUAUCUAUCUAUGUCAAUUAUCUAUCUAUGUUCAUUAUCCUAUCUAUCUAUCUAUCUAUCUAUCUAUCUAUCUAUCUAUCUAUCUAUCUAUCUAUCUAUCUAUCUAUCUAUCAAAAUAUGUGCCUAUUAUUUUCUUACUCGCUCUCUCUCUCUCUUUUGUUAUCUUUUUGUCAUGAAAUUGCUCUUUCUCAUUUUAGUGAUUGCAUUUUAUUAAUAUCAAGUUUUGCUUUGUUUUCAUUUAUUCAUUUUUUUAAUUCUUUCUUUCUUUUUUCUUUCCUCAAAUCACCCUUUCUUCGUUUUAGUCAUUUCCGCUUUUCAUUAAUUAACUUUCUUUUCUUGCUUUUCUUUCUUUCUUUCUUUCUUCAAAUUGUCAGUUCUUGUUUUAGUAAUUUCCUCUUUUCAUUAACUUUCUUCUUUUCUUUCUUUCUUUUUUCUUUCUUUCUUUCUCUCUUUCUUUCUUUCUUUCUUUCUUUCUUUCUUUCAUGA